UGACUCAGGCAGACUGUCAGCCGGAGAGGCGCGCAGAGGCAGGGAAAGGCCACCGGAGCGCCCCGCGUUACUCCGCCGUCCGUCGUCAUUCCCAGGCCUGAAGCGCCAGCCAUGGAGACCCCCGGGCAGAAGAGGGCCACCCGGAGCGGGGCGGCCUCGACGCCGCUCUCCCCGGCGCGCAUCACCCGCCUGCAGGAGAAGGAAGACCUGCAGGAGCUGAACGACCGCCUGGCCGUCUACAUCGACAAGGUGCGCUCGCUGGAGUCGGAGAACGCCGGCCUGCGCCUCCGCAUCACCGAGUCCGAGGAGGAGGUGAGCCGCGAGGUCACCGGCAUCAAGUCGGCCUACGAGGCCGAGCUGGCCGACGCCCGCAAGACGCUCGACUCGGUGGCCAAGGAGAGGGCGCGCCUGCAGCUGGAGCUGAGCAAAGUCCGGGAGGAGUUCAAGGAGCUCAAGGCCAGGAAUGCCAAGAAAGAAGGGGACCUGCUGGCUGCCCAGGCCCGGCUGAAGGAUGUGGAGGCCCUGCUGAACUCCAAGGAAGCCGCCCUCACCACUGCUCUGGGAGAGAAGCGAAACCUGGAAAAUGAAGUCCGUGAUUUGAAAGCCCAGUUGGCCAAGCUGGAAGCUGCUUUGGCCGAAGCCAAGAAGCAGCUGCAGGAUGAAAUGUUGCGGCGGGUCGAUGCCGAGAACAGGCUGCAGACUCUGAAGGAAGAGUUGGAAUUCCAGAAGAAUAUCUACAGCGAGGAGCUUCGCGAAACUAAACGCCGCCAUGAGACCCGCCUGGUGGAGAUCGACAGCGGUCGCCAGCAAGAGUUUGAGAGCAAGCUGGCCGAUGCCUUGCAUGAUCUAAGGAGCCAGCAUGAAGCCCAGAUCCGGCUGUACAAGGAAGAGCUAGAAAAGACUUACAGUGCCAAGUUGGAGAACGCCAAGCAGUCUGCUGAGAGGAACAGCCACAUGGCGGGGACAGCCCAUGAAGAACUACAGCAGACGCGCAUCCGCAUUGACAGCCUGUCGGCCCAGCUCAGCCAGCUGCAGAAACAGCUGUCUGCCAAGGAGGCAAAAUUGCGGGACCUGGAGGACGCUCUAGCCAGAGAAAGAGAUACUAGCCGCCGCAUCUUGUCUGAAAAGGAGCGGGAGAUGGCCGAGAUGCGGGCCCGCAUGCAGCAACAGCUGGAUGAAUACCAAGAACUGCUGGACAUCAAACUUGCCUUGGAUAUGGAGAUCAAUGCUUACCGCAAGCUCCUGGAGGGGGAGGAAGAGAGGCUGCGCCUCUCCCCAAGCCCUUCUUCCCAGAAGAGUGGUGGCAGGACCCGGAUCUCCCACGCCUCCAUGCAAAGCUCUUCCAAGAAGAGGAAGCUGGAAGAUGGAGAGAGCCGCACCAGCUUCUCGCACCAUGCCCGGACCAGUGGCCGCGUGGCCGUUGAGGAAGUGGACCUUGAAGGAAAGUUUGUCCGUCUUAGGAACAAGUCUACUGAGGACCAGUCUUUGGGAAACUGGCAGAUCAAGCGUCAGAAUGGGGAAGAAGCUCCCAUCAGCUACAGAUUCCCUCCUAAGUUCACCUUGAAAGCUGGGCAGCUAGUUACGAUCUGGGCUGCUGGUGCCGGGGUGACCCAUAACCCCCCCACUGAUAUGGUGUGGAAGAACCAGAGCUCAUGGGGAUCUGGAGACAGCCUGCGUACCGCUCUCCUCACUUCCACUGGAGAGGAAGUCGCCAUGAGAAAGCUGGUGCGCACUGUAGUUGUUGACGACGACGAUGAAGAGGAGGAUGAUGAAGUUGGCAUCCAUCACCGCCACCACCAUAGCCACUGCAGCGGCUCCGGAGACCCUGGCGAGUACAACCUGCGCUCCCGCACGGUGUUGUGUGGAACCUGUGGGCAGCCGGCGGAGAAGGCUGGCGGCACCAACGCUGCCACCAGCACCAUGUCCUCUGGAUCAUCCUCUUCCAGUGUCACCAUCACCCGUGCUUUCCGCAGCACAGGAGGGACUGGCAUUGGGGAGAGCUUGCUGCCCAGGUCUUACAUUCUGGGCAAUUCCAGCCCACGCCAGCAGGGUCCGCAAAACUGCAGCGUCAUGUAAAUCUUCUGAUUUCCCUCCCGACUUGUUCACUGCCUGAUUAUACAAAGCUAUUUGGUCCUUAUUGCACAGGAGGAAAAAAAAACAAAGAAAGAAAAAACAUUUUUAAAGAAGUUAUUUUCUACAGCAAGAAUUUAUACGUAUUAUUAUAUAUAUAAAACGCUAUAAGAUGCUUCAGGGGUUUUUUUAAGGGAAAAAAUCUUUUUUUCUAUAACAAAAAAGGCUUUAAUUUUUUUUCUUUUUUAAAAGAAGAACCAAGCCAAAGAGAUUGAGUUGUUGCCAAAAAGAGAAAAAUGUGGUUAGUUGAAUAUCUCUUUAGAUAGAUAGAUAUAUUUUUUCCUUGAAUACCAAAGCUUUCUAUUUGUUAAAAAGAAGGAAGUCCACAGAGAAGGCCAUCUUCGUUAAUGUUGCCUCCUGGGGGGUAAAUUCUGUCUUUUGCACUUAACUAGUGGGAUGUAUUGAAGAGGCAGUUGCUUCCUUAACUCAUGUUAGCCAGCGGCAUCUUCGGCCCACAUUUUCCCCUCAGGAACAGCUGUUUCAUCACUAGUGUUGGACACUCUAAAUUGAGAGUGGGGACCUUGUUUACAUACUGAGGGAGGCUUAGGGCAAUCGAUUCAUUUUUAAACGUUAAAGACCUUUGGGUUCAAAAUCCUAAACAGCACAACACAUUUAAUCCAACAUAGAUUACCCAAAAUGGAUUCCCUCUUGCUUCCGAGACCAGGUUUAAAAACACUAUUUGGGGGGGGGGCAAUGGUAAGAGGCAUGCAGGAAUAAACUCCAAAGCAUCUUUACAUUUGGCAGGAUUAUAAAGGACAGCAGGUCUUAAAAUCCCAAUUGUAUCUGAUUCCAGUUUACCCCCCUUUUUUCUUCCCUUUCAAGAAAGACACCUGUGUCGACACCAGUCAGUCCUAAUCCAGUUAGCUGCAUCUAUGUAAAAUGAAUGUGCAUCUUUUGAAAUCUGGAUUAAAAUUUCUACCCCAGAGGAUAACCUGUAUGCUGUCUAGAUUUGGGCCUCUAGUGGCUCUGGCAGUUUCGGUAGGGGCAAAGUAUUCCACCCUAAUACUUUUCCUUCAAGGAAUAUGAAUUUAAAAAAAUUAAGAGAUGCCUUAUUUUGGAAAGUAGGAUUGAAUUCUCUCACUUCGUCACAGAAAGGCUUUGGUCACUGGGUUUUCCUGGUUGUCCAGUCUGAAGACAAUUCUCUUUAAACCGAUGUGGGGGUUGCUAAACCCCCUCUCUGUCCUGCUUUGCCUGCGUUGCAGCUGCAGUCUUUAUCUCUCCCCCUAUUGCUUUGCUGUAGUAGCCAAUAUCGAUGCUGCCAGGUUGACUUUUUUAUGUACUGUAAGUUCUUCAGUGGCACUUGUGAGGGUGGAAGAGGAGGGAGAGAAUGUAUGUCAACCUAGCCAAGAUGCACCUUGAAGAAGGGGUGAUGUUUGUAGGCCGGCAGUUAGGAGAUGAGGGACGGAGGACGAGAAACCAGAAACUGCCUUGAUUAAGAAGCUUUAGUUAGCUAGGUUUUUUCCCCUCUCCUCAGAGUUUUUUUUUUUUAAUUUAAGGGGAAAUGAGCAAGACAAACAGGCCGUUCUUUCAAUUCUGGGACCAGGCACCUGUUGAAUUUAGCACGACAUCAAUUCAAACUUGGUUCCAGCAGGUCUGUAGUGAUCUCUACAGCCCCUUUGAGGAACUACAGAGCUCCUUGUGAGCAGGGGGCUACAUUAGCGGGCUCCCUGCACAACAGCAUGGGUUGCUUUCUCAAAAUGAAGGUGCCGUGGAGGGCGGGGGGAGCUUUCACCGUUGUUAAUGGGAACGGAGCUGUAUCGGUGCGGUUCCAUUGGCAAAGGUGAGAGUUCUUUGGGGGAAAUCUGGCCUAGCAGCUAUUAAAGUCUGCCCCUGCUUCCUCUCUGAGUCUCCAUUUUCUCUUCUACCUUAAAAUGAAGCAGAUAGUGAGACCUCAGAUUGGAUCUCUCUAUAUCUGACCGGCUCGGAAUUAAACUAGUUUAGAGGACAUUUGGAUGAAGCUGGGAACAAACCCUUUCCUCAGGAUGCUUCCAGCCGUGCUGUUUGCAUACCCAAAGCUGGUCCCUACAGCCUGCAGAAUCCUGCCAGCUGGAUUGGAAAGACUGAGGAAGGAGAACUGAGGCGUUCUGAACACUCCCAAAGGAUCCACAGAUGUGCUGUACUUGUAAUACAUUCUGAAGAAGCCUUCAGGGUUGGAUGAGGGCUCCUUCCACGAGAGCCUGGAUCCCAGCCCAACAUCAGAAGUCUCAUCUUUGUCUUUUGGACAUGAGAAACUGCUCUAAGAAAUUCAGGGAACAAGGUUAAAGAGACCCAGGGAGAGAAAUCCCUUAGGAUUAUUUUUUUUUCCUCAAAGAGCUGAAGGUGGUUUGAAAGGAGGAGGAAUCGCUGCUUGUGGUAUAUACACGAGUCCCUUUUUGCCUUUCUACGAACAGGUUCUGCAGGGUUUUCUUUUGUGCUUCCUAAGCCUGUUUGAACAGAGCUCCAGUGAAGCAAAAGGAAUGUGUGCUGCCCCAGGGGCAGCAAAGUGUCUGUCCAACUGUUUUCAGGUGGUUGCAUGACAUUAAAGCCUUACUUUAAUUGCUCUGCGGAGUGAGUUCGAGAUGGCCUCAAACACCCCCCCCCCACCAGAUACUGAUGGCCUAACACAAUAUUUUUGAGCACUUGCUGUCAGUGGCUGCAGCAUAGAGAACCCUGCUUACGUGCAUGUGGCCGUCUUAGGGGCAUAGCAAGGGCUGUCUCCACAAAAGGUGGCUUGCCGUGCCACAUUUCAAAUGAAUUUUUCCAGACUUGAGUGUUUUUUUUAAAAAAACAUCUCUUGCGUGGCCCUCAGAGUGAUGGGGGAGUUUUUCUGCACACACAUAUCCCCUUACGUGCUUCUGUAGGUUACAGUCAAAUAUUUUCCUCAGGUACACAAUGGCAAGCAUUGUUAGCGAGUAGACUGGCCCCACACAGCUUCUCGGCCUGCAGGUGGCAGCCUCUUCAACCCAUGUAGUGUUCUACCUGCACCAUGGUCUUAAUCCAGGGUGGGGAAAAGGGCUUUGUGGAAAAACCACACGCUAAAACGCAAACGCUGUUGGCUGCUACCAGCUACCAUCUCUCCUCAGUGUUCCUUUUGUCCCUUGGCAAGUAGCUGUCAGAGCUUGAAUCCUGACGCUGCCCCAUCUCUGACCUCUCCUCUGCCCUUCCUGGCAAGGGUCCACCGCCCGAAGACCAGUUCUCCACAGGAAGCCACUUUUUUGCUUUUUCUUUCUGUUCUGCCGCUGAUUUUGGAUGCUGACGAGGUGGGUCUGAUGAGGCCUGCUUUGCUGAGAACGUGGCAAUAUUGCAAUGUUUCUGUAUUUUCUUAAACCAAUACACUUAAGGAAUUCUACCAA
Eublepharis macularius is the source of this 5462-nucleotide messenger RNA. RefSeq names its product lamin A/C (gene LMNA). Bases 112 to 2076 code for a protein of 654 amino acids. NCBI's taxonomy places the organism in Eukaryota, Metazoa, Chordata, Lepidosauria, Squamata, Eublepharidae. The record is from RefSeq and is a predicted model, not a curated record. The transcript is spliced from 12 exons.